Messenger RNA from Echinococcus granulosus, 1014 nucleotides. Its product is annotated as DnaJ subfamily B member. The transcript has 3 exons. Gene Ontology annotation, molecular function: protein-folding chaperone binding. Gene Ontology annotation, cellular component: cytosol. Gene Ontology annotation, biological process: negative regulation of transcription by RNA polymerase II. The coding region runs from base 1 to 1014 and encodes 337 amino acids. The record is from RefSeq and is a predicted model, not a curated record. Lineage: Eukaryota; Metazoa; Platyhelminthes; Cestoda; Cyclophyllidea; Taeniidae.
AUGGGCGUCGAUUAUUACAAGGUGCUAGGCCUUGAAAAAGGAGCUAGUGAAGAGGAUAUUAAAAAGGCCUACAGAAAAAUGGCCCUGAAAUAUCAUCCUGACAAGAAUAAAUCACCAAAUGCUGGUGAGAAGUUCAAACAGGUUGCCGAAGCCUACGAGGUAUUGAGUGAUCCAAAGAAAAGGGAAAUUUAUGAUGUGUAUGGUGAAGAAGGCCUUAAAGGCGGUAUUGGUGGUCCAAGUGGUCGAUCUGAAGGCGCCACUUUCACCUUUACCAGUGAUCCUCGUGAGACCUUCCGAGCAUUCUUUGGCACGGACGAUCCUUUCAGCACCUUCAUGAGUUUUGGCACUGGUAAUAGAGGCGCAGAAUUCAUGGAUGUUGACAGUGAUUUCCUUAACCGAGGUGCAUUCAGUGGUAUAUUUAUGAACACGGGAGGCGGUGGUGCGUCGCGCACUCGACGAACCCAGGAUCCGCCCAUUCACCACGACCUGAGUGUGUCCCUAGAGGAUGUGCUCUAUGGCACUACUAAGAAGAUGCGCAUCACACGGCGACGUAUGGACGGCGGUACGGAGGAGAAAGUACUCACCAUCGACGUGCGCAAGGGCUGGAAGGCGGGCACUCGCAUCACCUUCCCUCGAGAGGGUGAUGAGCGUCCCAACACUAUCCCCGCCGAUAUCAUUUUCACUGUUAAGGAUCGCUCGCACAAGUACUUCAAGCGCGAUGGCGCCGACGUCCGCUACACCGCUAAGAUCGGUCUGCGCGACGCUCUUUGUGGCUGUCAGAUUCAAGUGCCCACCAUUGAUGGAAGGAAGGUACCGUUGACGGUGGAGGACUGUGUCAUCAAACCCGGUACUACCCGUCGGGUGAUCGGCCAGGGUUUGCCCUAUCCCAAGGAGCCCAACCGUCGCGGUGACAUAAUUGUGGAAUUCGAUAUUGUCUACCCGGAUCGUAUUUCGCCCUCGGACAGAGAGGCGUUGAUGCGAAUUUUACCGCCAUACAUGCAGCCAAACCUGUGA